UGGAGAACUUCCAGAAGCUGCAGCAAGCUAAGGAGAUUCUUACUAAUGAGGAGAGUCGAGCGCGUUAUGAUUACUGGCGACGAAGCAAAAUUACCGUUCCGUUCCAGCAAUGGGAGGCCCUGAGCAAUUCUGUGAAAGUGGUUGGUGUUGUCUAA
Phaethon lepturus (White-tailed tropicbird) is the source of this 155-nucleotide messenger RNA. RefSeq names its product dnaJ homolog subfamily C member 12-like. The annotation marks the transcript as partial. The record is from RefSeq and is a predicted model, not a curated record. Gene Ontology annotation, cellular component: cytoplasm. Lineage: Eukaryota; Metazoa; Chordata; Aves; Phaethontiformes; Phaethontidae. The transcript has a single exon.